GGGCUGGACAGAGCGGGGCGCGCGCAGCACGGCGGAAGCGGAAGGGAUCUCGCCUCUCCAGUUGCCGCCGCCACCGCCCCCGCCCAGAAUGGCGGAAGUGGAGGCGCCGACGGCGGCCGAGACGGACAAGAAGCAUUUUAGCGGCUGUAGUGGAGGCAUCAUGGACGUGGAGCGGAGCCGCUUCCCCUACUGCGUGGUGUGGACGCCCAUUCCGGUACUCACGUGGCUUUUCCCCAUCAUUGGCCACAUGGGCAUCUGCACAUCCACAGGAGUCAUUCGGGACUUCGCUGGCCCCUACUUUGUCUCGGAAGACAACAUGGCCUUUGGGAAGCCUGCCAAGUACUGGAAGUUGGACCCUGCUCGGGUAUACGCUAGCGGGCCCAAUGCAUGGGACACAGCUGUGCAUGACGCCUCUGAGGAGUACAAGCACCGCAUGCACAAUCUCUGCUGUGACAACUGCCACUCACACGUGGCAUUGGCCCUGAACCUGAUGCGCUACAACAACAGCACCAACUGGAACAUGGUGACACUCUGCUUCUUCUGCCUGCUCUAUGGGAAGUAUGUCAGUGUUGGGGCCUUCGUGAAGACCUGGCUACCCUUCGUCCUGCUCCUGGGCAUCAUCGUAACCACCAGCCUGGUCUUUAACCUUCGGUGAUGGCUGCCUCAUGGCCCUGGACCCGCCACUCCUUUCGGUUCCAGAUUCUUUCUGUUCACCCCAAAAGGCCAGGAUGGACCUGCUGCUGUUUUUGACCCAUGAGUCAGGACUAGGUGGGAAGGAAUAGGGCCGAAGACGAGCCAGGGCUAGGGGUGUUAGUUUCAUGCUGUGUCUCACUGGUCACUCAGAAGUUCCCUGUCCCUCCUUCCCAGGCCGGUGACCCCGGUGCUUGAGGCACCUCUCUGUCCAUCUGUUGGAAAGGCUUUAGCUUCCCUCUGUAGAGCUGCUUCUGUGCUGCUGGCUGGGCUCCCUCUGCCUCAGCUCAGUGCCUGGUCGGGGAAGGGGAGGCAUCUGGACCACCAGGCAGGGCCAGAGGUGAAUCUGGAGCCUAGCCUCCUGCCAGGGCUCUGGUCCUGGGGCGGGUGGGGUACAGUAGGAAGUCUCCAUAAACUAGGCUACCUGGGAACCCUCGCCACUGACCUCUAGAAUGGUCCGGUAGGGCUGGAUGCUGCCAGAAGCUGCACUUGGGGUAGUUUGUGCCUCAUCUCCUGGUCCUCCAGACCAUGCCGCCCCAUCUUCCCAUUCUCCUAAGGCCCCCAGGCACUGGGCCCAUCUUCCCCUGCACUGUGGGGCUUGGGCUCCCCCAGUCAGGCUGGAGAGAUGAGUGACACUGGUGUGUCCACAGUGACACCCUGUAGAUCAGAGCACUGAAAACAGCCUGGCCCUGGCCCCAGAUGUGGGCCUCACACUGCUGAUGGCACCCCUUGGGUCCGAGAUGGGCCAUCAGAGCAGCCAGCGCCAUCAUGGAGCUAAAUGGGAGCUGUCUCCUCCCACCUGCUGUGGCUCCCUCUUCUCUUUGAGUUGUGGGAAGAGCCUGUGCUGCCCCCUAACCCCUGUCCCACAGAUUCCAGUGGGGCUCCCUGGACAGAACAAAAAAGAGUUAAACUCUAGUGGUCCUUCGCCUCUGCAACUCGUAUGUCCUUGGAGAUCUUGAGUACCUCUGCCCCAGGAGUCUUUUCCAGUGCCUGGCUUACAGGGAUGGAACAUCCCUCAGGUAUAUCCUGCCCUGGGCCCAGCCUCUGGGAGUUUCCUGCCACUCCUCCCCCACCAUCCCAAAGCUUUCUCUUCAAGGCAGACGAAUAUUGCAGUCCCUCCCGUGCGCCCUGUUGGGAGGAACUUGGCAGUUGGGGCUGAGCAGAUUACAGCCCAGAGGUCUACAGUUUGGGAUAAGCCAAGAGAGCCCUAUCCCCUGGCUCCUGCCCUGUUCGUCAGUCACAUUGCCAAGUUCCUUAUACUGAGCCCCAGUGAUCCAGUCACUGUCCUGCUCCGCCAUGCCUCUCUCUGUGCCCUUCAGGGCCCCACAUUCUCUCCGCACACCCUCCUCUCCAGCGGGACAGGGCAGCACCUGUUCUCCAUACUUCCCACUUCCAGUCCUGUGCUUUCCACCUGUUAAAAUCAUGGCCUUUUUUCCCAAAGCCCAGCUUAAAAGUCACUUCCUUGGGCCUGGCCGAUGUGGCUCAGUGUAUGGAGCAUCUUCCCAUGGACAGAGGUCCCAGUUUGAUUCCCGGUCAGGGCACAUGCCUGCAUUAU
This is a messenger RNA of Molossus molossus (Pallas's mastiff bat), 2245 nucleotides long. It is a transcript of the gene TMEM222, whose product is annotated as transmembrane protein 222. Lineage: Eukaryota; Metazoa; Chordata; Mammalia; Chiroptera; Molossidae. The coding region runs from base 89 to 655 and encodes 188 amino acids. The transcript has 6 exons. The record is from RefSeq and is a predicted model, not a curated record.